AAAAGAAAAAAAAAAAAAAAAGAAAUUAAAAAAAAAAAAUAUUUCAAACCUCAAAAAUAUAAAGGAGGAUCAAAUCCCUUAUACCAAUUUAUAUUUAUUUAAAAGUCUUAAGACAGUUAAAAUUUGCUUACUCCAGAUUUUAAUUAUUUUGAAAUUUUAACAAUAAUCGUAUAUAAAUCAUAUCAGAAUUCAACUACUGAUCGUAUGAAUAUCAUCUCUGUUUAAUCAUAUAAAAAUAUAGCAUACCAAAGAAAAAAAAACACUGGCAUAAAAAACAAAACAACUAUUUCUAUAAAAGUUUUCCAAAAAAGUCAUAUCAACAUCAUAUUCAUACCAUUAACUCCCAGAUGAAGCUUUUCGAAUCUGAGCAUUAUUUCAAUUAUCCUUGGGAUCAAGUAACAGCCGCCAAUUGGCAAAAAUACCCUAAUGAAUUAUCAACCCAUGUCGUUUCCGUUGACAUUUUAAAUCGUCUGAUUGAUGUCGAUAAUAAAACUUUAAGAACUGAAAGAUUGAUUGGUUGUAAACAAGCUAUUCCAAAUUGGUUAUCGUUCAUUGUUGGUGGACAGAAAUUAAGUUAUGUCAGAGAAGUUAGUGAAGUUGAUUUAAUUAAUAAUACUUUAGUUUUAAAAUCUCAUAAUUUAACCAUGAAUCAUAUUUUAUUAGUUAAUGAAACUGUCAUUUAUAAACCUGAUCCUCAAUUAAAAUCAAGAACGAUUUUCACUCAAAGUGCUGAAAUCACGGCAUAUGCUGCUAUUACUCGAAUUUGUGAUAAAUUAGAAGAAUGGUCAGUGGAAAGAUUUGGUCAAAAUGCUAAAACAGGUAAAUUAGCAUUUGAAGGGGUAUUGGAUACAUUAUCUACGAAAUGGGAAGAAAGUGGAGUGUUUGUAUCUGAUGUUUUAAAAGAUUUUAAUAAUGAUCUUACUGAAAAGACCAGUGAUGUCUUGAGUGAAGUUAGUAAAUUAGGAUUAUUUAAAUUGAACUCCUCUUCAUCAAACUCAUCAUCAUCAACUUUACCAUCGUCUGUAUCAUCAUCCCCAUCUUCAAGUCAUUAAGUCCUUCUAUCCAUUUAUUAUUUUUGCAUAUCACGAUUUCAUUCCUUCAUUCAUUUGUUAUCCUACUACUAGUUUAAUUUUUUAUGUGUUCAUUUCAAUUGUAUAUUAAGUUUAAUAAUCAAAAAUCAGCAUUUUAUUUCAUUCAUUCAUUCAUUCAUUUAUUUAUUUAGUUUAUUUAUUUCCAUAUCCUUCCUUCCAUUCAUUCAUUCAAUCAAUCAAUUCAAUCAAAAAUUAGUUUAUCCUUACAUUUUGUACAUAGAAUUAUAUAUAUCUAAUUUUAAUAUUAUUGUAAAUAGAUCUUUUAUUGUGAGAGCUUUUUGUUUUUUUCAAAUGCUUGCUUAUUUAUUUAUUUAUUCCUUUACGGUAUUCAUUCUUUAAUUCAUCUAUUAUCAUACUAAAAAUG
Scheffersomyces coipomensis is the source of this 1455-nucleotide messenger RNA. RefSeq lists its product as uncharacterized. The record is from RefSeq and is a predicted model, not a curated record. Gene Ontology annotation, biological process: phospholipid transport. The transcript has a single exon. Gene Ontology annotation, molecular function: phosphatidic acid transfer activity. NCBI's taxonomy places the organism in Eukaryota, Fungi, Ascomycota, Pichiomycetes, Serinales, Debaryomycetaceae. Bases 348 to 1052 code for a protein of 234 amino acids. Gene Ontology annotation, cellular component: mitochondrial intermembrane space.